Molecule: messenger RNA, 1596 nt
Organism: Drosophila persimilis
Lineage: Eukaryota; Metazoa; Arthropoda; Insecta; Diptera; Drosophilidae
Gene: Sec61alpha
Product: protein transport protein Sec61 subunit alpha
Exons: 4
Coding region: 79-1509 (476 amino acids)
Biological process (GO): SRP-dependent cotranslational protein targeting to membrane, translocation; post-translational protein targeting to membrane, translocation
Cellular component (GO): membrane; Sec61 translocon complex
Molecular function (GO): signal sequence receptor activity; transmembrane protein transporter activity; ribosome binding
Source: RefSeq, a predicted model, not a curated record
AAUAAACUUUCUAAAUUUUGUAUAGAAAGUGCAACAGUGUCAGUUUUCCAGACACCGCGCUAAGACAAGUAGAACACAAUGGGAAUCAAAUUCCUCGAAGUUAUUAAACCCUUCUGCAGUAUACUGCCGGAAAUUGCAAAGCCCGAGCGCAAGAUCCAAUUCAGAGAAAAAGUACUAUGGACCGCCAUCACACUGUUCAUUUUCCUGGUGUGCUGUCAGAUCCCACUGUUCGGCAUCAUGAGCUCCGACUCUGCGGAUCCCUUCUACUGGAUUCGUGUUAUCCUGGCCUCCAACCGUGGUACCCUCAUGGAGCUGGGUAUCUCGCCCAUUGUCACCUCGGGCCUGAUCAUGCAGCUGCUGGCCGGAGCGAAGAUCAUUGAGGUCGGUGACACGCCCAAGGAUCGCGCCCUGUUCAACGGAGCCCAGAAGCUGUUCGGCAUGGUGAUCACCAUUGGCCAGGCCAUCGUGUAUGUGAUGACUGGCAUGUACGGUGAUCCAGCGGAAAUUGGAGCUGGCGUUUGCCUGCUCAUCAUCAUCCAACUGUUUGCCGCCGGUCUGAUUGUGCUGCUGCUGGACGAGCUGCUGCAGAAGGGCUAUGGCUUGGGAUCCGGUAUCUCCCUUUUCAUUGCCACUAACAUUUGCGAGACGAUCGUGUGGAAGGCAUUCUCCCCCACCACGGUGACGACGGGACGUGGCACCGAGUUCGAGGGCGCUGUGAUUGCCCUGUUCCACCUGAUGGCAACCAGGAACGAUAAGGUUCGUGCUCUGCGCGAGGCCUUCUACCGCCAGAACCUGCCCAACCUAAUGAACCUGCUGGCCACCAUUCUGGUGUUCGCUGUCGUCAUCUACUUCCAAGGCUUCCGUGUGGAUCUACCCAUCAAGAGCGCCCGCUACCGCGGCCAGUACAGCAGCUAUCCCAUCAAGCUGUUCUACACCUCCAACAUUCCCAUCAUUCUGCAGUCGGCUCUGGUCUCCAACUUGUACGUGAUUUCCCAGAUGUUGGCCGUCAAGUUCAACGGCAACUUCUUCAUCAAUCUGCUCGGCGUGUGGGCCGAUGUUGGAGGCGGCGGCCCAGCCCGCUCCUACCCCAUCGGUGGUCUGUGCUACUAUCUGUCGCCGCCUGAGAGCGUCGGCCAUAUACUCACUGACCCCAUCCAUGCCCUGCUCUACAUUGUCUUCAUGUUGGGCUCCUGUGCGUUCUUCUCCAAGACCUGGAUCGAUGUGUCCGGCAGCUCAGCGAAGGAUGUUGCCAAGCAGCUGAAGGAGCAGCACAUGGUGAUGCGCGGCCAUCGCGAGAACUCCAUGAUCCACGAGCUUAAUCGUUACAUCCCGACGGCGGCUGCCUUCGGCGGUCUCUGCAUCGGUGCACUGUCCGUGAUGGCCGAUUUCCUCGGCGCCAUCGGCUCCGGCACGGGUAUCCUGCUGGCUGUGACCAUCAUCUAUCAGUACUUUGAGAUUUUCGUCAAGGAACAAUCUGAAAUGGGCGGCAUGGGCACGCUGCUGUUCUAAGCAGUCAAUCCGAAAUGCAAUCAACCAAUUCUUCAUCAUAUUUCUCACACGCUCGCUCGCCCAUUAAAAAAAACAAUCUAAAUUCCA